Gavialis gangeticus (Gharial) is the source of this 3417-nucleotide messenger RNA. It is a transcript of the gene GPHN, whose product is annotated as gephyrin. The record is from RefSeq and is a predicted model, not a curated record. Gene Ontology annotation, cellular component: cytoplasm; postsynaptic specialization; cytosol. Bases 64 to 2538 code for a protein of 824 amino acids. Gene Ontology annotation, molecular function: molybdopterin molybdotransferase activity. The transcript has 26 exons. Gene Ontology annotation, biological process: postsynaptic neurotransmitter receptor diffusion trapping; Mo-molybdopterin cofactor biosynthetic process; molybdenum incorporation into molybdenum-molybdopterin complex. NCBI's taxonomy places the organism in Eukaryota, Metazoa, Chordata, Crocodylia, Gavialidae.
CCUCCCCUUCCUUUCCCCCCCCGCCCGCUCGCUCCCGGCAGUGCGGUGGCUGCGCUGGGAAACAUGGCGUCGGAGGGGAUGAUUUUAACCAACCACGACCACCAGAUCCGCGUCGGCGUCCUCACAGUGAGUGACAGCUGCUUCAGGAACCUUGCUGAGGAUCGUAGUGGAAUAAACCUUAAAGAUCUGGUUCAAGAUCCUUCUUUGUUGGGUGGGACUAUAUCUGCAUACAAGAUAGUGCCAGACGAAAUAGAAGAAAUCAAGGAGACACUGAUAGACUGGUGUGAUGAAAAGGAACUUAACUUGAUUUUAACAACUGGAGGAACAGGGUUUGCACCACGAGAUGUCACUCCAGAGGCCACUAAAGAAGUAAUAGAGCGAGAGGCCCCAGGGAUGGCCCUGGCAAUGCUGAUGGGAUCACUUAAUGUUACUCCUCUGGGCAUGCUCUCUAGGCCUGUGUGUGGAAUCAGAGGAAAAACUCUCAUAAUUAACCUACCAGGUAGCAAGAAAGGGUCACAGGAAUGCUUUCAGUUUAUACUGCCAGCCCUACCUCACGCCAUUGACCUUUUGCGGGAUGCCAUUGUAAAAGUUAAGGAGGUACAUGACGAACUUGAAGACUUACCUUCACCACCACCACCUCUUUCUCCUCCUCCAACCACCAGCCCUCACAAGCAGACAGAAGACAAAGGUGUACAGUGUGAGGAAGAGGAGGAAGAGAAGAAGGAUAGUGGAGUUGCCUCAACAGAGGACAGUUCUUCUUCACAUAUAACUGCUGCAGCCAUUGCAGCUAAGAAGCAUCCAUCCUACACCAGUUCUGCUGUUAUCAUGGCAAAAGGUGAACAGCCCAUCCCUGGUCUCAUCUGUUAUUCCCAUCACGCAGCAGGCAGUGCAGGAGAACCGAUUCCAGAUUCCAUCAUCUCUCGUGGUGUUCAGGUGCUUCCGCGAGACACAGCCUCCCUCAGCACUACCCCUUCAGAAUCUCCUCGUGCCCAGGCCACCUCUCGUCUCUCCACUGCAUCCUGCCCAACACCAAAACAAAUUAGACGGCCGGAUGAAAGCAAAGGAGUUGCUAGUAGAGUUGGAUCCCUCAAAGCUCGGCUCCCUUCGUGCUCAUCCACCUAUAGUGUUUCUGAGGUCCAGUCCAGGUGCAGCAGCAAAGAAAAUAUCCUCAGAGCCAGUCACAGUGCUGUUGACAUUACCAAGGUGGCAAGAAGACACCGCAUGUCGCCAUUUCCUCUUACAUCUAUGGACAAAGCCUUCAUCACAGUCCUAGAGAUGACUCCAGUGCUUGGAACAGAAAUCAUCAAUUACCGAGGGUUACAUGGAGGAGGCAGCAGACGUAGCCCCUGCAGUGAAAAGUUUACAGUCCAAGAUGGAAUGGGUCGAGUCCUUGCUCAAGAUGUUUAUGCAAAAGACAACCUCCCCCCAUUUCCAGCAUCAGUGAAAGAUGGCUAUGCUGUAAGAGCUGCCGACGGCCCUGGGGAUAGAUUCAUCAUUGGUGAAUCCCAAGCUGGUGAGCAGCCAACUCAGACUGUGAUGCCUGGUCAGGUGAUGCGAGUUACAACAGGUGCUCCAAUCCCCUGCGGUGCUGAUGCUGUGGUACAAGUGGAAGAUACAGAACUCAUCAGGGAAUCAGAUGAUGGCACUGAAGAGCUAGAGGUUCGAAUCCUUGUGCAGGCUCGACCAGGCCAAGAUAUCAGACCUAUAGGACAUGACAUUAAAAGAGGUGAAUGUGUGCUGGCUAAGGGAACCCACAUGGGUCCAUCAGAGAUUGGUCUCUUAGCAACUGUUGGAGUCACAGAAGUAGAAGUUAAUAAAUUUCCAGUUGUCGCAGUCAUGUCAACAGGGAAUGAGCUGUUGAACCCUGAGGAUGACCUCUUACCAGGAAAGAUCCGAGACAGCAAUCGUUCGACUCUCCUAGCUACAAUCCAAGAACAUGGCUACCCAACAAUCAACUUGGGAAUUGUGGGAGAUAACCCAGAUGAUUUACUGAAUGCACUGAAUGAGGGUAUCAGCCGUGCUGAUGUCAUCAUCACAUCAGGGGGCGUGUCCAUGGGGGAAAAGGACUAUCUUAAACAGGUGCUGGAUAUUGACCUUCACGCACAGAUUCACUUUGGAAGAGUUUUUAUGAAACCAGGCUUGCCAACAACUUUUGCCACUUUGGAUAUUGAUGGUGUACGAAAAAUAAUCUUUGCACUCCCAGGGAACCCUGUGUCAGCUGUUGUCACCUGCAAUCUCUUUGUUGUCCCAGCACUGAGAAAAAUGCAGGGCAUCCUGGAUCCUCGGCCAACCAUUAUCAAAGCCAGGUUAUCAUGUGAUGUUAAAUUGGAUCCUCGCCCAGAAUACCAUCGGUGCAUACUGACUUGGCAUCACCAAGAACCACUGCCUUGGGCACAGAGUACAGGAAAUCAGAUGAGUAGUCGUCUGAUGAGUAUGCGCAGUGCCAAUGGACUGUUGAUGCUACCUCCAAAGACAGAGCAGUAUGUGGAACUUCACAAGGGGGAGGUGGUGGACGUCAUGGUCAUUGGAAGGCUAUGAUGCCACCAGAAAGAGCGAAGCUUUGAUGCAUGUCCACAUAUCAUUGACUGUAUCCUGUAAUAUGCAACGGCACAGCUAGUUUUUCUGAUUUGGAUAAAAGUUGAUCAGUAUAGUCAACAUCUUGAACUAUAUUUCAAAUGGAAUUUAAAUAAAUACCUUUUAAAAAAAUCUUUAAAAACAAAUCUUAACAAAGGAAUUUAUUCUGAUUAUAUCAAAGCAACUUUUUCCUUUCUUGCAAUUGCUUUGUGUGUUCAAUGCUAGUUCUGAUAGCGGUAGCUUUUAGUAGACAGCAGUAGGUGCCUGCAGAACUUGUGUUUUUUCUCAUCUUUAAGAUACAACUACUUAUGCUCUUAAAACAAGGCUGUCUGCUUAUUUAUACUAGCGUAGACAACACUUGGAUUUCCCUUAUUAGUAUGCUUCAUAACCGCUUCACAGAGAGCUUCUGCUUGUUCUUUAUCUUGUAUCUCGUGUUGAUGUGCACAGUGCCAAAAGCAGAGUGGCUGCACUGGGAACCCAAUGAAGCCCCGAGGUUUCCCCCCUCGCUGUGCAUUCAGGGAUCUCUCUUGUCCCAGCAGCCACCCAGCUCAGUACUCUUGGGCAGUAACUGGAUACCUUUUAUUUGAACAAACAAAAAAAAUUGCUUCCUUAAGUGCUGACAGCCUUUUUAACCAAUACAUUUAAAAAUGUACAGAACUGAAAAUUAAAAAAAAAUCAAAGACUGAUCUUGUACAGAUAUUAGUGUUACCAGCAUUCGUGUGGAAAUUAAAUGAGCAAAGAAAUAAAACUAAUGUUAAACAACUCUGUACCAUAACAUUUUCUGUAAUGAUAUUGAAACUUAAAUGAAUAAAAAAAAAUCCUUGAUCAUUAUUUAAAAUUUCA